GAAAAUGACUAUACUAAUCUUCAUGACAUCUGUCUACAUACUUCCUGGCGUCGUUCUCGCCUCACUGCCGCUAUCAGCUACCACACUGUCGACAACUCUGGGAAGAGUUACAGGAGUAAGGAAAGUUAUUGGAGCCAAUAGAAAGAUCGAUGUUUUCUACAACAUUCCAUUUGCCAAGCCUCCAGUUGGAGGACUCAGAUUUAAACCGCCUCAGUCCGCAGAACCAUGGAAGGGUGAACGUGACGGUACACAGAAACCGAAUUCCUGCUGGCAAAGUGUGGACACGAACUUCGGGCGCUUUCCCGGGGUUGAAAUCGAAGACUGCUUGUACAUAAAUAUAUGGCGCCCCGUGUGUACCCAACAUUGCUCUCAACAAAAACAGAAAUCGAUACUGGUCUGGAUUUUUGGUGGCGGUUUUUACUCUGGCACAACAACUUUGGAUCUUUACGACGCUUCACAAUUAGCGGCGCUGAACGACGUCAUUGUCGUUUCCAUCGCUUACAGACUAGGGCCACUAGGCUUUCUCUAUCUUGGCAACGAUGACGCCCCUGGCAAUGCUGGACUUUUAGACCAGGCUUUAGGGUUGAAGUGGGUCCGAGAUAAUGCGAUUAACCUCGGCGGUUCACCAGAAUCGAUAACGAUAUUUGGGGAGAGCGCUGGAGCAGCGUCUGUAGGUUUCCAUUUGUUGUCUCCCGUGUCUAGAAAUUACUUUCAUAAUGCAAUCAUGCAAAGCGCGUCACCCUUUGCCGAUUGGGCCGUUCUUGAACGUGACGUAGCAAAAAACAGAACAUUAACUCUUAUUUCCAGAGCUUUAUGUUCAAAAAACAAUAUCAGUUCUUCCAUAAACUGCCUUAGAUCUCUCGAUCCUCAAACUUUGUGCGACAAACAGUGGAUAUUAAAUGCUGGAGUUUCAUUUCCCUUCGCGCCGGUAAUUGACGGAUAUUUCAUCCCAGACCAUCCUCUGAAAAUGGUGGAGAAAGGCGAUGUAAAGAAUGCAAACAUCCUUCUCGGCGUCAACAAAAAUGAAGGCAUCUAUUUCAAUGUAUACCAGUUCCAACAAGACUUUCCACUCAAAGGUGAUGGCCAUAUCAGCAAUGAGCAGUUUGAUCGUAUUCUUCCAUUUUACUUAAAAAACGAUAAAAAGGCCAGUGAUUUAAUUAAAGAAGAAUAUAUGAAAGAUUCAAACUCAUCCUAUACCCAACUCCUCGACGCUAUCACUGGAGAUAAGUCUUUCAAAUGCCCUGUAUUAAACUUUGCCAGUAGCCUGACAAGGAAUGGCAAUAAUCAUGUGUACACGUACAGUUUUGAGCACCGAGUGAGCACCAAUCCGUGGCCAGCCUGGUCAGGUGUUGUCCAUGGUUACGAGAUUGAGCUUAUAUUUGGGCUUCCUUUAGCGAUGUCUUCUGUGUACACAGAAGAGGAGAAGUCCUUGAGUCUGCAGAUGAUGAAGCUGUGGACGAACUUUGCAAAAACUGGGUAUGCUCUCUUUGUAUAUAAGUAG
This is a messenger RNA of Candidula unifasciata, 1501 nucleotides long. NCBI's taxonomy places the organism in Eukaryota, Metazoa, Mollusca, Gastropoda, Stylommatophora, Geomitridae. The record is from the annotation of a GenBank genome assembly.